Messenger RNA from Pipra filicauda (Wire-tailed manakin), 1679 nucleotides. It is a transcript of the gene CUNH10orf95, whose product is annotated as chromosome unknown C10orf95 homolog. The record is from RefSeq and is a predicted model, not a curated record. NCBI's taxonomy places the organism in Eukaryota, Metazoa, Chordata, Aves, Passeriformes, Pipridae. The coding region runs from base 115 to 789 and encodes 224 amino acids. The transcript has 2 exons.
GAAAACUUCCACAAGGUGUGAUGCAGUAUCUUAAUACAUCUCCUGGUUCUCUUUUGAGACUCUGCAACUUCUUCAGAGAAGUGCCUGCUGCGUAAAGCCCCAGUCUCCUGUACAAUGUACCAGUCCAGCUUUGUGCCACGGGAAUAUUACCCAGGCAUGAUCCCACCUUCUGCCUACGCCUACCCACCGCUGCGGCCUGGGAGAGCAGAAGACAUGACCAGCUCCGUGAUGUUCCCUCCCAUCCACAUGCACAACUUCUACAGUCGACCCAUCACCUUUGUGGUGGACCAGAACAGCUACCCUGACUAUUCAGGUGGUCAGGUGGAGUAUCAUCAUCUCUAUAGUGCCUCCAAUCCCUAUAUCCAUCCAUACUACACCUGGCACUUCCCUCCCAUGGUCCCCAUCCCUUUCUACAAUCCCUAUGCAAACUACCAUCCAUACGCUGCCUACCAGAGGUCAGAUCAGUAUCGAGACACGUGGCCAGAAGGCUUUACAAUGAGAGGGGAGCUUCAAUGGGGCAAGCUUGGAAAGGUGUUUGGACCAAGGAAAGACCUCCCAGAAUUUGUGAAGGAUGAUCUCCGGAGGGUUUAUGGUACCUACCCACGGACCAAUGUCUCCAUAUCCUAUCGGAAAGGAGAGUUCUUGGUCAAGGGAGACCCCAAGAUAGAAGAGCAGGAAUAUGCAGUGGAAAAAAAAGUCAUCCAGCAGGCUGUGACCCCCAGUGCCAGUGAGGCAGAUGACAGCAGUGAAGACCGGAACCGUAAGAAGAAAAAGAAACUGAGACAUUGAUGUAGCCAGUCCCCCAAUGGACAGGUGCUCCAGUGCCCUCAUGGGAGCCAGUUGACAGCUGUUCAUGGUGCAUUUGACAAGUAGCACAAGCAGUGGAUGCCACCACUCCUGUUAAUUUUUAACUGCUCCCCAUCCUCCACAAGCUUAUGGCAGCUUUACUCUGUUUGAUACACAAUGCCCAUCCUUUGAAGAAGCCACGUGACACUUGAUUGUUGGAUCAGCUCAUUGGUCCUGGUUUUGAAAUGAACAUUUGGUUUCCACUGGUUUGGUUGAGUGGUCACAGUCUGGUGGGGGGAUCUCCAGACAGUAGCCCUUGAUUAGAGAAGAUGGGCCUCUUCCUACUUUGUCCAAGGGAAGGGCCUGUGAGGUGGUUCCCUUCCUGGAGAGAUCAAAGCAGGAUUUCCUCCAGGCUGAGGGCAGCGCAGGUCCCAGAGGACAGAGGGGUUCUUGAAUACUCUAAAGAGCAAUUGUCUGCAUAUCUUGUCACUGCUGUUUAUGAUCAUACCAUUGUGCUUAAUCACCACGUGAUGCCUGUAUGCAGCACUUCCCUACACGCUGACAGAAGGUCCUGGUGUUCCCAUCCUCUUACACUUGGUAACCUGGUGCUCAGUACUGCUGGCCACAUGUCCUUGUUGAAAUUGCUGCUUGAGGCCCUGCUCUGGGUCUGACUUGGCUCUGGUUGAAGGUACUGGCUCUCCAAUAAUGUUACUGGAGUUGUGUGAACCACAGCACUUCCACAGCUUAGUGGUUGUGCUGAAAGAGUUGUGUUGGAAGCCUGGAGGGCUGUUAGGGUCUGGGUAUGACUUGCUUGCAAACUUCUGUACCUUUUAAAUUACUAUAAACAAUUAAAAACCCAAAUGCAAAUGCUUAUAUUUCUGAUUCUUAGCUAC